GGUUUCAAAACCACGUGUAUUUUGUUUUGUGUAGUACAUAACCUGUGUUCGGUACGUUGUGGUAGGACUUAGUUGUCAAUAACUUAUAUAUUUAUUUCAUUUUAUUUAUCGUUUAAAAAUGACUUUAAACGAGGAAUACUUUCCUAGAGGAGGAUCUGGUUUCAACAAACCACUAGUAAAAAAGAGGACUUUUGCUUUUGACAACAAAAAUAUUGUGACACCUAUGAAAAAAAAGUUAGGUAGAAGAGAAAGAAAAAAGAAAGCAAGAGCAGUUUUUGAAUUUGAAAAUCAAGAUGAAGACAAAGUCAGAUUUGCAAGGAUUGAGCCCCUGGUUUAUAAUGCUCUUUCUGAAGGAACAUUAGCAUUUUGUAGUGUGAGGGAUAUUUGUAACAAUUAUGUUGACAUUUGUAUGCCUGGUAGACUGUCAGCACGUUUAUAUGUUGAAAAUGUAUCUGAACCAUUUAAUGAAGUUACCAAAAAACAAGCUGGUAGUAAAAAUGUUUUAUCCCUUAAAGAUAUCUUUCAUAUUGGACAGCAUCUAACUUGUUCAGUGCUCAGUGUGAAAAAUGCAGGCCAUUAUCUAGUUCGUGUAAGCACUGACCCUAAACUUGUGAAUGGUCACAUGUCUUUUGAUAAUGUUGGUGUUGGAAGCCUGAUACAAAUGGCUGUAUUGAGUAAUGAAGACCAUGGUUACACGAUGUACUCUGGGAUCAAUGGCCUCAUAAGCUUUUUACCAAAUGAAAAUGCUAAAUCUUUUAUUAAUAGUGUUAGAAAAUUUAAGCCCUUGGAUAUUGGACAGAUAUUAUGGUGCCUUGUCACAAAAUCUAAACUUACAGAAGGAUCUAACACUGUACAUGUGACAAUUGAUUUAGAACAAGUUCAAAAUAAUAAAAUUGAAAACGAUAUUAUUAUAGAGAAACUUAAUCCUGGAGUAAGAGUUGAAGUUACUAUCAACAAGGUGGUGUCAGAAAAUUUAAUGGUAACUGUCAAUAAUAGUGACAUAAAUGGUUACAUUGAACCAUCUCAGCUAAGUUCAAUGUGGUCCAAACCUGAAGAUUAUAAAGUUGGUUCAAAGCAUACUGCAACCGUCCUCUACAAAUUUCCAUACCCAAGAGUUGUUGCUCUCACUCUUAAAUCAACUCCAGCAACUAUUUCUAAAGAGGAGAUUGAGCAUGGUACAAUAUUUCAAAGAGCUGAGAUAAUGAGAAUCUUAAAGCGAGGUGUUGCCUUGAAAUUAGAACAUAACAAUAAUAUCUAUAAAGGGAUUGUGUCUGUUAGACGUUUAGGUCCUAAUAUAAACUAUGAAAAGCUUUCAGCAAUAUUUCCACUAGGCAAUCAUAUCAAGUGCAGAGUAAUUGGCUACGAUGCACUGGAACAAGUUUAUUCUUGUACUACUGAAGAUAAUAUUCUGGUCGAGAAAUAUCUCUCUCCUAAUGAUCUUAAACUUGGUGAAAUUGUUGAAGUAACAAUACAGUCCAUGAAAAAGGGAGGAUUGGAAGUAUCUGUAGGAGAAGUGAAAGGGUUUGUACCUCGUCACCACAUUUCUGAUGUUCUUCUUCAUAAUCCAUUUGAUAAAAUCAAACUGCAUUCAAAACAAAAAGCAAAGGUUCUUAGACUUGAAAAUAACAAUGUUGUCUUUACAUUAAGACCUACAUUGGUGAAAACAAAGUCUCUUUCAAGUUUUAGAGACCUAAAUGUAGGUGAUUGUUAUUUUGGAACUGUCAAGAAAAUUCAACCUGAUUCGAUUACUGUUUCAUUUUUUGGAGAUCUUUUUAUACACAUUAAUGAAACUAAUCUCUUACAAUCACCUGACAAACAUACUGUGGGAGAAUUGGUGAAAUGUUAUGUUAUAGAAGUUGCUUCAAACAAUAAAUUACCUGUUUUCAGUCUUUUAAAAUCAGUUCAGCGAAUGGAUGUAACUGUUGGUAACAAAUAUGAUGUUAGAGUCAAACAGAUCUCGAAAAGUGGUGUUAAAUGUCUUUUCAUAGUUAAAGAUAAACCAUUAAAUGGGUUUAUUCCUCUUCCGCACAUGUCUGACCAUAAAGAGCUAUGUGAAAUAGUAAUGAAGCAAUAUCCUUACUAUUCUGUUAUAAAAAAUGCGAUAUUGUUCAGUGUUUCUGACAACAGUUGUACAUUUACACUUAGAAAGUCUGUUAGAAAUUUUUUUGAGAAACAUGCCUAUGUAUCUGGUGGAUUCAAUAAGUUGAAAGAAAACAUGAUCAUUCCAGCAUCAGUGUCUGAAAUUUCCUCUGAGAGAAUCUUAGUUUGUGUUCCUGUACCUGGUUUUAAUGGAAAAGUUCCUAUCGAGAAAGAGGAUUUACCUCAAGACCCAUAUGAAUAUGAUUUGAACCAGGGACUUUUAGUUAAAAUAACACAUUUAAAUCCUGCUGUUGUUGAAAUGAAGCUGACUUGUAAAUUGUCUGAUAAGGAAAAGAUUGAGUUGUCAAUAUCAAAUGUGGAAAACUUGCUCAGAACUGUUGAACCCCUACAAUGUGUUAAAAUGGGAACUGAGCUAGAAUGUACUGUUCGUGAAGUGGCUAGAAAUUAUGUUAAAGUUGACACUGAAUUCAAUAUUCCUGGAAUAAUUAGAAGUCAGUCUCUAAAGACAUUGUCACUAAAAAAAGAUCAAAAAGUGAAGGCACAUGUUCUUUAUCAUGACAUUGUCAGGAGUAUAAUAUACUUAACCAUCUUCGAAAAUGCUACCAAAAUGAGUGGAACACUUCAAACUCACUUAAUUAAUAGUCAAAUUCCUGGCAAUUUGCUUUUUGGCAACUCAGUUUUUCUAAUUUUAAUGGUCCAGUGCUCUAAGGGUGGGCAAAUAGCUUUUGUUCCUACUAAAGAGGACCCCAAUAUUUCAAAAUACAUUAUUUUAGAUGAACUGAAGUCUUAUAGCUCAUGCAAAGUAACAUUAAGAUCAGCUCGAACUUCAGAAAAAAUCAACUAUUGGAUUGGGGUUGCUGAUUCCUUUAAAAAAAAGAAAAUUCCAGUUGAAGGUACAGAUACUUCCUCUGCUUCCAAAAUGAAAAUAGCUAAAACUGAUGCCGAUUUUGAUAACCUAGAAUGUGAGGGUAAAGAGAACCAAGAAGAAAAAUUGAAAAAUAAAAAAAGGAAAAGCACAUCUUCCACUGAUGAAAUUAAUGAGAAUUCUGCAAAAAAAACUAAGAUUAUGGCCAAUUCUAUUCAAAUAAAAACAAAUAAGAUAAAUAAAACAGUUAAAAAGAACGCCCAAGACUUGAUUAUGAUUGAUGCAGAUGAAACAGAAGAUGCAAUUUUGAAACUGGAAGAUGCUGGUUUUAACUGGGAUGCUACUCCAGCUGAUUUAGCUAAAGUGAUUUCAGGAAAUGUUGAAGACGAUGAACUUUCAGAGGAUUCUGAUGAGGAAAAAGUUCCAACAAAGAAAAUGACUCCUGCUGAGAAAAGAGCCGCUGCUUUAGAAGCUGAAAAAAAGAUUAUGCUCAAAGAAGAAGAAUUGCUGCAGGCAGAUGAGAACCCUCAGACACCUGAACAUUAUGAGAGAUUACUUCUUAGUGAUCCCAACAAUGUUAAGUUAUGGAUGAUGUAUAUAGCUCACCAGAUAGAAGCAACUGAAAUAGACAAGGCACGCGUUAUUGCUAAGAGAGCCUUGAAGGAGGUCCAGUUGGAAGAACAAAGGCGAAAAAUAUGGAUAGCCUUAUUAAAUAUUGAGUAUUCAUAUGGCACACCUGAACAGUUCAAAGAAUGUUUAGCUGAAGCACUCAAAGUAAAUGACGAAUAUGAAAUUUAUGGAAAAGUUCUGGAUUUGUAUUCAGAAAAGAAAAAUAAUACGGAGUUGGAAAAGCUUACGUAUAUGCUUACCAAGAAAUAUAAGGAAAACACUGAUUGCUGGUUAAAAUGUCAGUCAGUACUGAUGGAAAACGAAAUGUACGACAAAGCAAGACAUUACUUACAGAGGUCAUUAAAGGCACUUCCACCAAAAACCCAUUGUAAUUUAAUAUCCAGGUUUGCACUGAUUGAGAAUCAGUAUGGAUUUCCCGAACAGUCUCAAGCUUUAUUUGAAACCCUUCUCACUUCUUACCCUAAAAGGGUUGAUCUUUGGUUUGUUUAUGUUGAUAUGCUGGUCAAAUCUGACUUAACAGAUGUAGCAAGGAACGUUUUAGAACGUGCGACCAACCAUAAGUUACCUAUCAGGAAAUUGAAGGCACUUUAUCAAAAAUGGCUCAAGUUGGAAGAAAGUUAUGGAACUCCGGAAAGUGUUCAACAAGUGAAGGAUGCUGCUAAUAAUUACGUAAAUAACCUUGUGGAUAAUUUAAAGCAGCCUUCAUAAAAUAAGUUAUCUACUACGUAUUUUUUGUACCUUAUGUAAUGUAUAUAUUGUAAAUACGUAUUAUAUUAAAACUUUUAAUUUUAAAAUUAUUUGUUAUAAUAAAAUAUAAAAUAAAACAAAAUCAAGAAUGUAUAAUAAUUGAAUUAAAUGUGUCUUGUAUUGAA
Molecule: messenger RNA, 4467 nt
Organism: Nezara viridula (southern green stink bug)
Lineage: Eukaryota; Metazoa; Arthropoda; Insecta; Hemiptera; Pentatomidae
Source: the annotation of a GenBank genome assembly